AGGAAGCGGGGCACUGCGCAGGUGCGGCCGGGAGGCGGCGGGAAUGGCGUCCGUGGUGCUGAGCGAGGCGGAGAAGCUGUACAUCGUGCAUGGAGUCCAGGAGGAYCUUCGUGUAGAUGGUCGUGGCUGUGAAGACUACAGAUGUGCAGAAGUAGAAACAGAUGUUGUAUCAAACACAAGUGGAUCUGCAAGAGUAAAGCUGGGAGAAACUGAUAUCUUGGUAGGCAUAAAAGCUGAAAUGGGGACACCAAAGUUGGAGAAACCAGAUGAAGGUUACCUGGAAUUUUUUGUUGACUGUUCUUCAAAUUCUCCUGAGUUGGAAGGCCGGGGAGGAGAAGAACUUGGCACAGAUAUAGCAAAUACACUGUACAGAGUAUUCAGCUGUGAAAAUAGCGUAGACUUGAAAUCCCUUUGUAUUAAUCCCAAAGAGCAUUGCUGGGUUCUCUAUGUGGAUGUAUUGUUAUUGGAAUGUGGUGGGAACAUCUUUGAUGCAAUCUCUAUCGCAGUGAAGGCAGCUCUCUUUAACACAAGAAUACCCAAAGUGCGUGUUCUGGAGGAUGAAGAAGGCACCAAAGAGAUUGAGCUGUCUGAUGACCCUUAUGAUUGUAUUCGACUCAAUGUAGAUGAGGUGCCCUGUAUUGUCACRCUAAGCAAAAUCGGAUAUAGGCAUGUGGUGGAUGCCACUCUYCAGGAAGAAGCCUGUUCUUUGGCAAGCCUGCUAAUUUCUGUGACCAGUAAAGGUGCCAUCACUUCUAUGAAGAAAGUGGGGAAAGGUAGCCUGGAUCCUGAGAGUAUUUUUGAAAUGAUGGAGACAGGACAAAGAGUAGGCAAGUCACUGCACAUAGCCCUGCAGAAGAUUUUGGAUGAAGAAGAGACUUUGGGGACCUCACGACCAAAAGUUGGGUUUCUAGGAUGAGUUUUUAUUAAAUGUUCAAAACUAUUUUUAAUUGAUUGUGCAAUCUUGUCAGUUUGUAUAUAAAGAAAAGGUUAUUUUUUUUUCUUUCAGCACAGUCAUCUUCCUGGCUAAGAGGUUUUCAGAAUGUUACUAAUUGUAAAGAAAGCUACAGUUAAAUUCAAAUAAGCAAAUUUGAGGUGCUUUCCAUACGGGUAACUGCUGACACCUAGGAAGUGCACCAGCUGCAAUUGAUGCUGUUGGAAGCACUUGGAAGUGCUUGAGUCUGUUUUCCAGCGUGACUAGUGUACUUUCCACUUAAUUCUGUUUGCAUGUGUUUCAUUUCUGUAUACCAGCUGCUAUGUUCUAGAAUGUAUAUGGGGUUGUCUUCAGUGCAGCACAAAUGAGAACAGCACUAGGUGGAAAUCUUCUUUCAAGUUACUUUUCUAUUCUUGAAUAAAAUGUGGUUAGAUUUUGCUAUAAAUACAACAUGGUACCAAGUUCCCAAUUCAUAUUUCAAACCAAGAUUUGUCUACAACUGCCUCACAAGGGGAAGCAAUGGGGCAGGCACUGAACUAUUCUCUCUGGUGACUAGUGACACGACUCAAGGGAACAGCAUGAAACUGUGCCAGGGGAGGUUUAGGAGGUUGGAUAUCAGGAAAAGUUUCUGCACCCAGAGGGUGGCUGGGCACUGGAACAGGCUUUCCCAGGAAGUGGUCACAGCACCAAGCCUGACAAAGUUCAAGAAGUGUUUGGACAAUGCUGUCCAAUACAUUGGACAAUGUAUGUCACACCAGAGCAUAGAUGUGACUCUUGGGGUGUCCUGUGCAGGGUCAGGAGUUGGGCUUUGAUGAUUCCUGUGAGUUCCUUCCAUCUCAACAUUCUGUGAUUUUCUUGCUCCCUAGAGCUCUACCUAUCCCUCUUGCCAACRGCUACAAUAGUAGCCUAGACAAAACUUCUCAGGGUGGCUAAGGAGAAGGGACAUGGCUAAGGUAAAUGGGAAAAGAAGUUAAUCUUUAAGAGUUUGAUAAUUCAGCUGGAAGAGCAUAGUGGCUGUCAGUAAUGAUCCUUAACAGGGAAGAGCAGAGGAUGGCAGAUGGCAUGGAAACAAGUUGCAUCACCCAAUGUCGAAAGCAGUGGAUUCCCUCCCUACAUCAGUUGGUUGUCUCAGCAAAGUGUAAGAACUGUUUAUUUGGCAAGACAGGAAGAGACACUGAUGGAAAAAGUCAAAGGAAGCUGAUUUUUAAGGUAAUAUUUCAUCUGCAAGUGUUAAGGAUUGUUUGAAACAACCCUUGUGGCAGAAGUUACUACAAAAUCCAGAAGUAAUUUGGCUCUUACUUAAGCAACAUUUUCUGAAUUUUCUGUUUCAAUUUUAUAAUAUCAGAUUAAGAAUAUUCUCUUGACUGUAACAUGUUUGAUGGGGAAAAGGGAAGGAAGGAUUUUGCUGAAGGAGGGCUGUAGAUAMAGGACAGAACAUAUUACAGCUGAAACUAAUAAUCAUGAUCACAUUAAAAUAUGUGGAGUAUUUAAAGUCCCCGCAUCUUUUCAGUUCUUUUGCUAGAUCUCAUAUACAAAGUUAAUUCAAGGUGACUGCAACAGUACUGUGUAUUUCAGCUAUGUGUAGCCACUGCUAUAA
Malurus melanocephalus (red-backed fairy wren) is the source of this 2528-nucleotide messenger RNA. RefSeq names its product exosome component 7 (gene EXOSC7). The coding region runs from base 44 to 916 and encodes 290 amino acids. The transcript has 8 exons. Gene Ontology annotation, cellular component: cytoplasmic exosome (RNase complex); nuclear exosome (RNase complex). The record is from RefSeq and is a predicted model, not a curated record. NCBI's taxonomy places the organism in Eukaryota, Metazoa, Chordata, Aves, Passeriformes, Maluridae. Gene Ontology annotation, biological process: nuclear mRNA surveillance; TRAMP-dependent tRNA surveillance pathway; U4 snRNA 3'-end processing.